Trichomonas vaginalis G3 is the source of this 681-nucleotide messenger RNA. Its product is annotated as postreplication repair. Gene Ontology annotation, cellular component: nucleus; Smc5-Smc6 complex. The transcript has a single exon. Gene Ontology annotation, biological process: double-strand break repair via homologous recombination; DNA damage tolerance. The record is from RefSeq and is a predicted model, not a curated record. The coding region runs from base 1 to 681 and encodes 226 amino acids. Lineage: Eukaryota; Parabasalia; Trichomonadida; Trichomonadidae. Gene Ontology annotation, molecular function: ubiquitin-protein transferase activity.
AUGUCUAAUCUUCGACAAACAAUUAUCCAGACAAUCAUGACAAAGCCAUAUUUAACAGGACCACAAUUAGAGCAGAUUAUUGCUCCUUUAAAUACAACAAAAGAUCAAUUUAUCUCACAAACAAAUAAAACUCUUGAUCCUAUUGGCUUAAUUCUUAGAGCAUGUACCUCCGACUACGAUGACCAAGAAUAUUUUGGUAUUUGCCAAAUCUAUGAAGAUCCAAACGGAAAAGAAGGUCUUGGAAUCAGAGCUGAGAUUGUACAGCUAUAUUAUAAGUUCCUUGAGUUACUUAUUAACGGACAAAACAAUGAUGAUGCUCCUAUUACAGUUGGAAAACUUCUUGACAUCGCUCCAGAUAAUAUCACUCAAAGUGUUGCACAAGAUGGUCUUAAUCAAUUAAAAUCAUUAGGAUACAUAGACAUUGUUAAUGACAAUGUUAGAAUGGGCCCAAGAGGCUUAUUAGAGUUCCUACCUAAAUUCAGCCAGAAAUCACUCGAAUCUGAAGAAAGUAACUCCAGAAAAUGCCAAAUCUGCUUCGAUAUCUUCCUUGCAGGCUUCAAAUGCUCAAGAUGUUCUUGCAUCAUCCACAAACGCUGUUUCGAGAGAUAUUCUCGUGAUAGAGAAAAUCCACCAUGCCCUCAAUGCGGCUGCACCGAACCAUUCAUUCCAUAUGGAAUUUAA